Messenger RNA from Rotaria sordida, 1002 nucleotides. The record is from the annotation of a GenBank genome assembly. Lineage: Eukaryota; Metazoa; Rotifera; Eurotatoria; Philodinida; Philodinidae.
AUGACAUUUGGUAUUCGUAAUAUCGUUGGAAUACAUCGUCUUCAUACAGGUCAAAAAAACCAUUUAACACCUUUGGUAUUCAAAACGUAUGGACAAUGGUCUUAUUGGCAAAAAAAAGCAUUUGAUUAUCUUAUUUGGUGUCAUUUAGCUCAUGCUCUUGACUUUAGUGCUGCACUUUUAUGUUGGUUUUGGAUAUUUCCAAUAACAUUUCCUGAAGCAAAUGAAUGGCAUAUUAAAUGGGUAUCACGAGUUUUUCUUUAUAAUCUAGCUUGGGAAUUUAUGGCUUAUUCAUUUUGGCAUUGGAUGACUUAUGCACGUGCAAGUCCAUACCCUCAAGGACCAUUACAUGAAAAAAAAUUUAAUCCAAUUAAUCAAUAUGAAGAAAAAAAUCAACAUCAUUUAUUAAGAGAAAUAACAUUUACAACACUUGGUUGGUUACAAUCAGCUUUUGUACAAUGUGUUUUUAUGUGGUUAUGGGCUAGUGGUCGAUUACCUUAUUAUAAUGAUUUUUGGUCUCGACCAUUUUUUUCAAUAUUUAUUCUUUUGGGUGUUACUUUUUGGAGAGAAUUUCAUUUCUAUUGGAUUCAUCGUUUUAUGCAUCCAUGGUGGUCUGUUCAAAAUGGAUUACGUCAAGGUGAUAUUGGUGCAUUUCUUUAUCGUCAUGUUCAUAGUCUUCAUCAUAAAAGUCGUAGUCCUGGUCCAUGGUCUGGAUUAUCUAUGCAUCCAAUUGAACAUUUUGUUUAUUAUACAUGUGCUUAUUUUCCUCUUCUUUUUUCAUGUCAUCCACUUCAUUUUCUUUAUGCAAAAUUUCAUGCUGAUAUUGCACCAAUUGGUGGUCAUGAUGGUUAUGAUGAUCCAGCUGGUGGUGCAGGUUUUCAUUAUUUACAUCAUGCAUUUUUUGAAUGUAAUUAUGGAGUACCAUUAAUUGAUUUUGAUCGCCUAUUUGGUACUUACAAAGAAUUCGUCAAGAAACCAUCAAUAAAUGAUAAACAAACAAAUUAA